CGACGCUCGGCCCAGGGUGAGCCCGCGUCCCGGCGCCGCUGGCUCAGGCAGGGACCGCCGGGGCCGGACCUCCGGGCCGGCGCCCCCGCGCCCCGUCGUCCGCCCCGCGCGCCCCGCCGGCCAGCCAGAUAAGUCCGGUUUCUUCUGUGGAGGGUACGCAGUUAAAGCCUUGAUUUCCUGGAUCUGGUAACAUGGCAAAAGAUGCCAGUCUAAUUGAAGCCAACGGAGAACUAAAGGUCUUUAUAGACCAGAAUCUUAGUCCUGGGAAAGGUGUGGUGUCUCUUGUGGCUGUGCACCCAUCCACAGUGAACACACUGGGGAAGCAGCUUUUGCCAAAAACCUUCGGACAGUCCAAUGUCAAUAUCACACAGCAAGUGGUGAUUGGCACGCCUCAGAGACCUGCAGCAGCCAACACUAUUGUGGUAGGAAGCCCACACACUCCCAACACUCACUUUGUGUCCCAGAACCAGACGUCUGACUCCUCACCUUGGUCUGCUGGCAGACGCCUUUAGAACAGUGGUGCCUAGUGUGUGGUCCGGAUCAGACCCAUGCUGAUUUCUGCCCUUCGGAUGUCUGUCCGUCUUCCCAGACAUUUAAAGGCACAGGAAGCGGAACAGGAAAGGUGAGAAGAAUGGCAAAGGCCUGCGGCAUUUCUCCAUGAAGGUGUGCGAGAAGGUGCAGAGGAAAGGGACGACCUCCUACAAUGAGGUGGCCGACGAGCUGGUUGCCGAGUUCAGCGCCGCUGACAACCACAUCUUACCCAACGAGUCCGCCUACGACCAGAAGAACAUCCGGCGGCGUGUCUACGAUGCCUUAAAUGUGCUGAUGGCCAUGAACAUCAUCUCCAAGGAGAAGAAGGAGAUCAAGUGGAUCGGCCUGCCCACCAACUCUGCUCAGGAGUGCCAGAACUUAGAGGUAGAGAGGCAGCGGAGGCUGGAGAGGAUCAAACAAAAGCAGUCACAGCUCCAGGAGCUCAUCCUGCAGCAAAUUGCCUUCAAGAACUUGGUGCAGAGAAAUCGCCAAGCGGAGCAGCAGGCCCGCAGGCCACCGCCUCCCAACUCUGUCAUCCACUUGCCCUUCAUCAUUGUCAACACCAGCAGGAAGACAGUCAUCGACUGCAGCAUCUCCAAUGACAAAUUUGAGUAUCUGUUCAACUUUGACAACACGUUUGAAAUCCACGAUGAUAUCGAGGUGCUCAAGCGCAUGGGCAUGGCCUGUGGGCUGGAGUCGGGCAGCUGCUCUGCUGAAGACCUCAAGGUGGCGAGAAGUCUGGUACCAAAAGCUCUAGAACCGUACGUGACAGAGAUGGCUCAGGGAUCCAUUGGCGGAGUAUUUGUCACGACAACAGGUUCUACAUCCAAUGGCACAAGGCUUUCUGCCAGUGAUUUGAGCAAUGGUGCAGAUGGGAUGCUGGCCACGAGCUCCAAUGGGUCUCAGUACAGCGGCUCCAGGGUGGAGACCCCUGUGUCCUACGUUGGGGAGGAUGACGACGACGACGAUGACUUUAAUGAGAACGACGAGGAGGAUUGAUUACUCAACUGUAGACCCCUCUCCCCUCAGUCAGCUUCAGGAAAAACGUAUAGAGAAAAGAAGCUUUUGAAGUGGGGCUUUCCGUUCUUUCUGGCCUACUCCCAAGAAGAUGCCGCGAGUUGUGGAGUUAGAUAUGCAGCUCCAAGUAAGGAGUGUGCCCGCGGUGUGAGCGAGCUGUGGAUGUGUCGUGAAGCCAGCGUGCUAGAGCAGAGCCUGUAUCUACCUUUUAGGAUUUUAUGGUUCCUCUUUCUUUCUUUUUUUGUUUAUCUUCUUUCCUUUCUUUUUUAAGUUUGAAGCUUGUUUUGCCCCUCAACAGUUGUUGCUGGUUUGCUGAGGAGGCUGCUGCACCCCCACCGGUGACAGUGGUAAAGCGCUGCCCGCCUCGGGCGAGCGGCGCCCAGGUGGUGGACAGCCAGGCGUUAGGAUGGAUUUUCCCGUUUGUCAAAUCAUGCAGAGUCCAGAGAACAAGGCGAUAGCAAAGCUCCACUGUUAACGCUGCGCGCCAUACGUCUCAUGACUGUUUUUCCUUAAAUUAUACUGACUGUCCAGUUCCAUCAAUCAACCUUUUCUCAAGCAGCAGCAAAGCGAGAAGUAGUGUUUCUUGUUUGUUUGUUUUGUUUUGUUUGGAAGAAGUUUACUGCCACGCUGGCGCAGCUAUGGAAAUUGUCUAGAAAGUUUGCUUAUGGUAAAUUUGCCUGAUUUCUUACAGGCUACGUUUGGAAACUUUUUAUUAUAUAGUUUACAUACUUAUAAGUCUAUCAUUUAAAGACGUGUACUGAAACAAAUGUUGUAUUUGUUUCAUAAGCAUCUUCCUGUAAUCUAUUAUAAAAUUGAAAUUAAACAUAGAGAAUGUUUUAACAGUUUUUUAACUCAAAAUUUGUCAAUCAUUUUUAAUAGUUCUUUUUUUAUAAAAAGAAAAAGGAAUUUAAGGACAGGCAAUAGUCUCUUAAAAUUUAUUCACAAGAACCGUUAAGUGCACAGCUGCCCUUAGCUGCCUGUUCUAAAUGAUGGUCUUUUUAUUGAAACACAAAUAAACUUUUCUGUAAUAUUUUAUGGAAUAUAAAGAGACUUUAAUUGUUUGACCUGUUUAACUAAGCACUGUUAGUUUUUAUUAAUAAAACGCGCAUGGGCAUUUUAAA
Molecule: messenger RNA, 2669 nt
Organism: Rattus rattus (black rat)
Lineage: Eukaryota; Metazoa; Chordata; Mammalia; Rodentia; Muridae
Gene: Tfdp1
Product: transcription factor Dp-1
Exons: 12
Coding region: 658-1530 (290 amino acids)
Biological process (GO): regulation of transcription by RNA polymerase II; regulation of cell cycle
Cellular component (GO): transcription regulator complex; nucleus
Molecular function (GO): RNA polymerase II transcription regulatory region sequence-specific DNA binding; DNA-binding transcription factor activity, RNA polymerase II-specific
Source: RefSeq, a predicted model, not a curated record